AAAAGGAAAAUCUCGUUCCAGUCUCCGCGCCAAAAUAGUCGGCUCUGACUCUUUUCUGCUAUUUUUGAUCAGCGUGCACUGCCAUUAGGGUAAACACUUGCAGCUGUUUUCAUCUUUGAGCGUAGCUCGGCGAUAUUUUGAGUACCUGCAAGCUUUUUACCCGCAAUUGUACCAGUUGUGGUCCACUGGGGAACAUUUGGGUCUCUUCCUCUGCACAAACGAUAUGAGUUUGAGAAUUCAUGUUUGUACAUGGAAUGUCAAGGUAACACAGCCACCAGACGAAGACUUCAGAUCAUUUUUGCAUCUUGACAAUGAAGAACAACUCCCGGACAUUGUUGCUGUGGGUCUGCAGGAGGUUGAUGCCAAACCACAGUCAUUAUUAAUUGAAUAUAUCAAGGAAAACUCUUGGGUGAAGAUCCUUCAGGCAUACCUUGGAGCAUAUGGCCUGGUGAAGCUCAAGUCAAUCCGCAUGCUUGGAAUGGUUCAUCUUGUAGCUGUCCAUACCAAGCAUCUUCCAUUUGUUCGUGAAAUUAGGCCUGGUUACUGCAAAACAGCACUACUUGGACUACUGGGGACCAAGGGAGCAGUAUCGUUACGAUUUACUCUGUAUGGACAAAGUUUCUGCUUCAUCAACAGUCACUUCUCAGCACAUGCUGACUAUGAAGAACAAAGGAAUCUGGUAGUACAUCCAGAAUAUGAAAGCAUCAGCCAGAGUUUGAUGUUUGCAAAUUGCACUCCACAGAAAGCUAUGGAACACAGCUACGUGUUUUGGCUGGGUGAUCUCAACUACAGAAUAAAUGAAACCAUUGAAAACAUUAAAGGGCUUUGUGGCAAAAAAGAAUACUCCACAUUAUGGAAGCAUGAUCAGCUCUUACAAGGUCAACAAGCUGGAAAAUGUUUUGUAAACUUUCAUGAAGGAGAGCUCGCCUUUCCGCCCACUUACAAGUACAACCCUGGAACAGAUGAGUGGGACACAGAAAGGUAAGUUACAUGAAGCUACUUAACUGAAAGAGCAUUAA
Molecule: messenger RNA, 1019 nt
Organism: Orbicella faveolata
Lineage: Eukaryota; Metazoa; Cnidaria; Anthozoa; Scleractinia; Merulinidae
Product: inositol polyphosphate 5-phosphatase K-like
Biological process (GO): phosphatidylinositol dephosphorylation
Molecular function (GO): phosphatidylinositol-4,5-bisphosphate 5-phosphatase activity
Source: RefSeq, a predicted model, not a curated record